Molecule: messenger RNA, 723 nt
Organism: Zygosaccharomyces rouxii
Lineage: Eukaryota; Fungi; Ascomycota; Saccharomycetes; Saccharomycetales; Saccharomycetaceae
Gene: RHO3
Product: Rho family GTPase RHO3
Exons: 1
Coding region: 1-723 (240 amino acids)
Biological process (GO): small GTPase-mediated signal transduction
Molecular function (GO): GTP binding; GTPase activity
Source: RefSeq, a predicted model, not a curated record
AUGGGAAUGUUAUGUGGAUCAUCAUCUAGUCAAUCUUCCAAGAAACCGAUUGAAAGGAAGAUUGUGAUAUUGGGGGAUGGUGCAUGUGGUAAGACCUCAUUACUGAAUGUUUUCACCAGAGGUUAUUUCCCCAAAGUCUAUGAACCAACAGUUUUUGAAAAUUACAUCCACGAUAUCUUUGUUGAUAAUAGACAUAUCACACUUUCACUCUGGGAUACAGCUGGACAAGAAGAAUUUGAUAGAUUACGAUCACUUUCUUACUCAGACACAGAUGUGAUAAUGCUUUGUUUCAGUUUGGACUCAAGAGACUCAUUGAUGAACGUACAGCACAAAUGGGUGGGAGAAAUUGCAGAUCAUUGUGAAGGCGUUAAAUUAGUUUUAGUGGCAUUAAAAUGUGAUUUGCGUCGAGCAGAACCCGAAAACACUGCGAUUACACCAAAUUUAAUUCACCAACAGCGAACUGAGCAAUCCAGAUCAGAUUUGGAACAAAAUAUUAGUGGAAUUAACUCGACUCAAAAUGGCGAUGUAAUUAGUUAUGAAGAGGGAGUUGCCAUGGCUAAAAAAAUUGGUGCAUUGAGGUAUUUGGAAUGCAGUGCGAAAUUCAACAAGGGAGUUAAUGAAGCAUUCACAGAGGCAACAAGAGUUGUUAUGAAUAGCGAACCAAGGAAUAAAGAAACCAGAGAACAAGAAGAAAGCAGCGGCUCACGUUGCACAAUUAUGUAA